AAUUAUUUUACAUCAGUUGUCUUAAAGCAUUUGAGCUGGACGGAGUUUAGUGUGAGAGCAGGAGAAAAUUACGAAGUCAUGUGCAAAACAGAGAUUCUACACGAAGAUUCACCUGUGGUUCUUCUUCACGACGACAAACCGCUCACUAUGAAGGAACUGAGCGUUGAUAAAGUUUACGAUUUCGACUUCAAAUACGGCCAGAAAUCUGCCGUGGAUUUUCAUAAGGAUCUUGCAGCCAUCGAUCUUAGCAUGAUGCAAAAUCCUAAAGGGACACGUCGCCGAAGGAUCAAGCGGAGAAAAUAUCCGAAACUUUCGUUUGUGCCUAGUCUCGAAGACAUUAAAGAGAAUGAACUCUUUGAAUUAACGUUUGAGGACGAAAAGAAAGAUCUGGCCGCCAUACAUCGUGAACGUGCCCUGAGUUGUGGCUUGGCUGUGAAGGAGGAAGGUCGCCGCCAUCGCCAUAAAAGGCAUUCUAGGAGCUCAAGCGGAAGAGUCUAA
Messenger RNA from Pocillopora meandrina, 498 nucleotides. The record is from the annotation of a GenBank genome assembly. Lineage: Eukaryota; Metazoa; Cnidaria; Anthozoa; Scleractinia; Pocilloporidae.